Messenger RNA from Podarcis raffonei (Aeolian wall lizard), 2048 nucleotides. RefSeq names its product ferredoxin 1 (gene FDX1). Gene Ontology annotation, biological process: P450-containing electron transport chain; positive regulation of oxidoreductase activity. Gene Ontology annotation, cellular component: mitochondrion. Gene Ontology annotation, molecular function: 2 iron, 2 sulfur cluster binding. The record is from RefSeq and is a predicted model, not a curated record. Lineage: Eukaryota; Metazoa; Chordata; Lepidosauria; Squamata; Lacertidae. The coding region runs from base 318 to 848 and encodes 176 amino acids. The transcript is spliced from 4 exons.
GAAAGAUCUGCCCUUCAAAUCCAAACUCUGUGAAGCCGAAGGCGCCUUUUGCGCAACUUGGGAGAGCUCCGCCUACGCUAAGGAAAGCGCCCGCCUUGCGAGGCGUCGUUCUAAGCCAGCCGCCGGGCGGCGCAUACUUAAACACUUACGAGAAUAGCCGCAGCUGGUGCCGGUUGCGUAAAGGGGAGGACCCGGCCUUCGGACUUUAGUCGUCCUGAGGGGAAAGUGAAAGGAAGCCGCAGCUCCAGCCUCUUCCGCUGCUGCCGAGACUGACGGAGAGUCCCUUCCUCGAUUACCGCCGCUGCCGCCGCUGCGUGAUGGCUGCUACCAGCACCACCGCUCUCCUCCGGGCUGCGGCCUCCUCCGGCUGCCGGCUUCUCUCGGCCUCCCGCGGGGUCAGAGGCGGCUGGGCUGCCGCUGCCAGCCUGGGCCCGUCGCGGCUGUUCCACGCCUCGGCCCGGGCGCCGCUCAGCUCAGAAGAUAAAGUUACUGUGCACUUUAUAAAUCGUGAUGGUGACAAGCUAACAGCCCAAGGGAAGGUUGGAGAUUCUCUUCUAGAUGUUGUGAUUGAUAACAACCUAGAUAUAGAUGGAUUUGGUGCAUGUGAAGGAACACUUGCCUGCUCCACUUGCCACUUAAUCUUUGAAGACAAUAUAUUUAAAAACCUAGAUGCAAUCACUGAUGAGGAAAUGGAUAUGCUGGACCUUGCCUAUGGAUUGACAGACAGAUCUCGACUGGGUUGUCAGAUCUGCCUGAAGAAGUCUAUGAACAAUAUGACUGUUCGAGUGCCUGAUGCUGUGGCUGAUGCCCGCCAGUCCAUGGAUAUGAGCAAUAACUCUUUAAAAUAAGGCCUUCAGGGUAUUUUUUGGGACAUAAAAUAUUUUUAUAACUUAUUUCUAAAUGUUUUAAUGAAUGAGAGAAUAUACACAAAUAUGCAUUUUUUGAUUAUAAAGAUUAGAUUGUAAAGAUUAACUUUAUCUGUUAGCCUUAGAGUUUUUGAAUCUAAAAUUAGAGACCGCUUAGAAAGACUAUGUUAGACACACAGGCUACAGUCCGAUACUCACUAAUCUAGGAGCAAGUUCCAUUUAAUUCAGUGUGACCUCUACACAGUGUAACUUCUACACAAAAAUGCAGAGGAUUUCACCAACUGUGCCGUUUUGUUCCUAGAGGAAUGCUUCCUUUUUAUUAGCAUUUACUGCUAAUAAUUCUCCCCUCUUUGUGGGGGAGAAUUCCAUAAAUGGGUGUUGCUAAUGAGAAGUUCCUCAUCCCCAGUUGUCUUCUGACUGCGGGAUUACCCAAAUGAGGACUUUGGCAUACGGGCCUUCCAGAUUUCUGGCCCCGUAACCUGUUUAUGAUUUCUUCUAGAAUAGCAUAUUACAUGAAAUAACACAUCUUAUGAGAACACAUUUACCAAGGUAAUUUCCAGUAUGCACCAGGGCAUAAAAGAACAAAUCAAGAAAUGAAAUAAGCCAAGGGAGAUGAUAAUAAUUACUGUCUUCCUCCACUGGUCCAUGAGGACUGUACAGUUGCAUAAUGAAAAAGAGCCACAUUUAUCCUGCUCUGCCUCUUUUGUCUCCUUUAAGGCAUCUUGUACUCCAGUGGCACAGAAUAAAUGCAUAAACAAUACGACUUAAAAUGCUCUAGAGUUGGUGUUUUUGUUGCAGAGAAGAUUUUCAUGCACACGUUGGUUUUUCCAACAUGAGCCACAAUGAUUUACACAGAAACAUUAUACUCUGCAUACUGUAGGAUGCAAUCUUUUAUCCUAAAGCAACUUGCCACAAUAUCAAAUGAAUGUGAUUGUGAAGUGGCAAACACAGUAAGCUUUAGAUUGGUCAAGAGCAUUUCUGUGGUGGCAUUUCAAUGCAAAGUUUACCUGUGCUUCCUUUGAAAAGAAAAUGUUUCUUGAAUUAAUCCUAGGUAGCUAGGCAGAAAGAGACCAAUGUUUCUUUCCAGUCCUGUAAUUAUCCUAUAAAUGUUGGUGAUGGACUACUCGGAGAUGUAUGUAUUUCUCAGUUUUAAUAAUCUGAAAAUAAAUUCUUUUUCUAUUA